Messenger RNA from Trichomycterus rosablanca, 2368 nucleotides. It is a transcript of the gene prrg3, whose product is annotated as transmembrane gamma-carboxyglutamic acid protein 3. NCBI's taxonomy places the organism in Eukaryota, Metazoa, Chordata, Actinopteri, Siluriformes, Trichomycteridae. The record is from RefSeq and is a predicted model, not a curated record. The transcript has 3 exons. Bases 447 to 1220 code for a protein of 257 amino acids. Gene Ontology annotation, cellular component: extracellular region. Gene Ontology annotation, molecular function: calcium ion binding.
ACCAGUUACUAAGUUGAGAGGGGUAUUCACUUAUAAAAUGUUGGACAAAUAAAUGAAAUAAUGUUUCACAAAACAUGUUGACUUUUUUAAUGCGGUUCCUUCUGUGUAAUGCCAUGUUUUGCUAAUUAUACUAUAAGAAACAAUAUGAAAGAGGAUAUUUAUUGUUUUCCAGCACUGUAUUCUUAUGCCGGACUCGCAGUGCAUCAGUAAAUUAAUGUAGGUCAGUACUGUUGGGAUCCAGGGUUCAGAUUUCCAUCGGCCAGUCAGGCAUCUCUAUACAGACAUUAUUGGCUAAUUCUGGAGGGAUGACCCCCAGUGUUACUGCAUUAUGCCCAGUGAUUCAGGGGAAGCUGGACCCACCCUGAUCCUGACCAGGAUAAAGCAGUGGUAAAGCAUGAAAAAUUAAAAAUGUUUCAGUAGAACACUAAACACCAUUAAAUGUACCUAUGUAUUAUAAUGGAUCUUUUUCUCCCCAGAACAGAAUACCCUACUUUGAGUUCUUCCGUGGUAGCAUGGCAGCAGCAUUCCUAGAUGGGAAGGAUGCCAACUCUCUUCUCAAGCGGUUUCCCCGGGCUUACAACUUCCUGGAGGAGUUUUGGCAGGGCAACAUUGAGAGAGAGUGUGUGGAAGAGACUUGUAGCUUUGAGGAAGCCAAUGAGGUGUUCAACAAUAAGGAAAAAACAAUGGAGUUCUGGAAGACGCGCAACAUGUAUGCUGUGAACAGCGACUCGCGCUCGGAGCGAGCCGACACUGUCUACAUGGUGGUGCCGCUUCUGGGUGUAGCCCUCCUCCUCAUCAUUGCACUCUUCCUUUUCUGGCGCUGCCAGCUACAGAAGGCCACACGGCGGCGUCCGGCAUACACACAGAACCGCUACCUGGUGAACCGCAACACCCGCAGCCUUCCCAGAAUCCUUGUGCACCGUGACACCCCUUCACAUUCAGAUAACUCCCAUGCCAAUGACAGACCCAGCAUGGUUAUCUGUGGUGGCGAAAGAGGCAAUGUAACCUCAGGGACCUUAGACUGCUCGCUGCCAGUUCAGAACAGCCGGGGCCUAUACGUUCAGAACUCGUCUAUGUCUGUGGCUUCAAGGCUGUCAGGGGCCACGCCUCCUCCCUCCUACGAGGAAGUAACAGGCCACUUAGAGAACAGCAGCGACGAGACAACCGCCACUUACAAUGACCCACCCCCCAAGUAUGAAGAGAUUGUUAAAGAAAAGUAAGGACUUGUUUGGAUAAAUGUGAACUCACCUUUGCUUAUUAGGGAAGGGAAGUUUUUGUGAAGUGACUUCCUUCUGAGAGUGCUGACUGCAUUCGAACCUCUUGAACUGCCGCCCAAAGCUGUUGUUGACUGUGUCAGUUGCACUAAUGUGGUUGUUAUCCUGAAGUGACAUCCCUGAAGUAGAUCGCAUCUAGUUGUAAUGGAUGGAAUUCCGUGUACUUUGACAAACUCUUCCAGGACCACGGCAUCUCUUCACUGCACUGCUACUCCUCACCUCAUCACUGAUGCCUCACAUCAUUCUCGGUGCUUUUUUGAGUCCAAUGGUGUGAAAGGAAGUGAGAAACCAGGUGUAUUUCUUUUGAUUUUCAGUAUGCAGAAUGAAGUUAAUAUGGAUUCUGAGGUGAGCUAGUAAAAAGUGAAAAACCGGAUGGUAUGGGUGGGCAAUAUGGCAAAUAUAUAUAAGUAUUCCACACAACACUUUGAGACAGUGUCAUAAUACAUGAUAUAUAAAUAUUACAAUAGUUAGUUUUGCUUAGAUUUUACUUAGACAAGUGUUAUCAAAACAGUAGAACUAACAAUAUGUAUAUAAUUGACCAAUUUCUUUCCAAUUUAGCUGUUUAUAAUUCCCAUUCACUUUCCUCUAUCGCAGUGUAGCCAAUGUGUUGGCACGUGCUUCCUCAAAGACAUGGAAAUACAGCUACUGCCUCUUUUCAAACUGAAUCUUAUGCAACACCAACAAACAGAUGAAAGUGCUUGCAAAAAGUGUUUACUGUCCUUUUUCAUAAACAAGCUCAGCGACUCCAAUUAUAUUCAGCCAAAAGUGGCAAAGGUGUCAGUGAGGCUUUUUCAAUUUUGAACGCACUGCAAUUUAAAAAGUAGACCUUUAAUUAAAAGGCUACUUACACUGUCUAAUAGGUCAGAAACACUGUAUACAGGGUGCCAGUCCCUCGCAGGGCUUCGCCCCUACAUAGUCAAUCAUGUCUGUGUAGAUGCCAAGCGGGGCGAUAGCAUAGCUGAGAUUCUAACUUCAAAAAGGACUUUUUAUUACAAAAUGUAAAUCCUUUUAAAAUGACACGUAAAGGCUGUGUGAAUAUGGACUGUUGCAGAAAAAAACAAAACAAAAAACACCAACAUCUUCUAUAUUUUAAU